GUGAUCUCGUCAAACAAACAAAUAACAAUAUCUCUGCUUUAAUAUUUUUAUCGUAUACUGCAAAUGUGUGCUUCACCUUGAUUGGAUUGUUUAGGGAGAUUGCAAUGCAUAGAACUGGACAAUAUGACAAAAUUUAUACUUUUGUGUCAUAUUGUUACAUCAUUGGUAAAAUAAUUGCAAUUGCACUUUCAGCAUCAAGAAUCAACAUUGAAAGUAAAGAGGCUUUACCAGAUAUUUACUUGUGUCAAUCGUCAAAAUUUACUGAUGAGGCAAAAAGACUUCAAUAUCAAUUAACAUAUGAUGACAUUGUCUUCACAGGAAUGAAUUUUUUCUCAAUAACUCGUAAUUUUAUUCUGGCUACUGUUGGUACUAUUGCUACAUACGAACUCAUCCUGGUGCAAUUAAAUGACCAGCCUAACAAGUGAAAAUAGUAAAGAACCAAUGGAACAAUUAUAAAAUGGGGAAAGA
Molecule: messenger RNA, 468 nt
Organism: Aphidius gifuensis
Lineage: Eukaryota; Metazoa; Arthropoda; Insecta; Hymenoptera; Braconidae
Product: gustatory receptor for sugar taste 64e-like
Exons: 4
Coding region: 105-425 (106 amino acids)
Biological process (GO): detection of chemical stimulus involved in sensory perception of taste; sensory perception of chemical stimulus
Cellular component (GO): membrane
Molecular function (GO): taste receptor activity
Source: RefSeq, a predicted model, not a curated record